Messenger RNA from Rotaria sordida, 480 nucleotides. Lineage: Eukaryota; Metazoa; Rotifera; Eurotatoria; Philodinida; Philodinidae. The record is from the annotation of a GenBank genome assembly.
AUGAGAUAUUUUCAAUGUUCAAAUGAUGUUUGUACAUUUCAUCAAGUAAAAUUAGGUAAUGGUCAAAAUAAAACAAAAACAUUAUGUCAAUUAAUCGAUGAAAUUAAUCAAACAAAUUUUAGAAUAGAUAUACUUAAAAUUGAUAUUGAAUAUGGUGAAUAUGUAAAACCUGUUUAUAUUCAACAAAUUCUUGUUGUAGGAAAAAAAAAGAAAAGUAUAAACUUCUCAAUUUCAUAUUGUUUUAUUUUUCAAGAAGUUCAAUUUGAUCGUGAUCGAACAAUUGAAACAAAUGCUUUAUUUUAUUUAUUUAAUUCUCAAAAUUAUAUUAUUUAUCAUCGAGAACUUAAUCCAAAUUUUCCAUAUUAUGCUUCUGAAUAUGUUUUUCUUAAAUUAAAUAGAACAUUUUUAGUCAUUAAUUUAAAUGUAUACUUUCGUUUUCGAAUCAUAUUACAUAAUAUAACUCGUGCUCAGGCUCUAUGA